AUGGAAAAAAGUUUUUUGAAUUUUAAGGCUAAUCACCCUGAUUGGGAACCUACCGAUCCAGCUGGAUCGCUUUAUCUUAGUCGACUUAAUUUCAGCAACCAGACACAUUCAGAACGUCAUAAUUCGAUUCGCUCUGCUCCUAUAGAUUCAAUAUUAAAGAAUAAUCGACGUAGUAAUAAUAAUGUUCAUUUCGGAUAUCCACCUGGUGCUUCCCACUAUACUUAUGCAAGUGGUGCUACCACUGGAGCUGGUGUAAAUUCCGCGAUGGAAGAUAAACCAUCAUACACAUCACAAAGUGGAUAUCGUGUUAGUGAUAAGUCCGCUCCAGAUAUUCAAAGGUCACCUGAUUCGAGUCAAGAUGAUUUGAGCGGCUCAUACUUUUUAACCGGAACAAAAUAUGGUGGUUCUGCGCCUUUAUCUGAUCCUAGUGAACCUGAUCGACCACGACACGGUGGUGUAAUUGGAUUACUAAACCAAUUCUAUGAUCUCAAUAAUUCAUCUAUGUAG
This is a messenger RNA of Scutellospora calospora, 507 nucleotides long. NCBI's taxonomy places the organism in Eukaryota, Fungi, Glomeromycota, Glomeromycetes, Diversisporales, Gigasporaceae. The record is from the annotation of a GenBank genome assembly.